AGUGCUGCCAAUCAGUGCCACAUAUCAAUGUCAGUCAGUGCUGCCUAUCAGUGCCAGUCUGGGCCACCUAACAGUGUGCAUCAGUGCCGCCUAUCAGUGCCUGUCAGUGCUGCCUAUCAGUGCCGCCUAACAGUGCCAGUCAGUGCCGCCUAUCAGUGCCAGUCAGUGCUGCCUAUCAGUGCCACCUAUCAGUUCCGCUUAUCAGUGCCACCUAUCAGUGCCCAUCAGUGUCACCUAUCAGUGUCCAUCAGUGCAGCCUCAUUAGCGAACAUCAGUGAAGGAGAAAAAUCACUUAUUUACAAAAUUAUAUAA
Messenger RNA from Staurois parvus, 312 nucleotides. The record is from the annotation of a GenBank genome assembly. Lineage: Eukaryota; Metazoa; Chordata; Amphibia; Anura; Ranidae.